AUGGCUGCUUCAGUAAGUUCACCAAAAUUAGUCACUUGUGAAUUUACUGUCUCGUGUGCGCUUCUGGAAUAGUCUUCGGUUGAGCAUCAUUCAGUAAAUAAUAAAACGCGAAAAUGUUUCCAGGCCGUGCUCCUUUGAUUGUCCUCAGUCAGAAUACGAAGCGUGAGUCGGGCCGAAAGGUUCAGCUGGAAAACAUUAAUGCCGGAAAGCAAAUUGCUGAUGUUAUCCGAACAUGUUUGGGACCACAAGCUAUGCUGAAGAUGUUGAUGGACCCUAUGGGUGGUAUUGUCAUGACAAAUGAUGGCAAUGCUAUUCUCAGAGAAAUCACUGUACAGCAUCCUGCUGCAAAAAGCAUGAUUGAAAUUGCCCGCACUCAGGAUGAAGAGGUUGGAGAUGGAACUACUUCAGUCAUUGUCUUGGCUGGGGAGAUGCUGGCAGCUGCAGAACAGUUCUUGGAGCAACAAAUGCAUCCGACCGUCGUCAUUCGUCAGUACAAGCAAGCUCUUGAGGAUAUGGUAACACUCUUGGAAGGACCUCUCAGUGUGCCAAUCAACAAAGAUGACAAGAACGCCUUUGCCAAUGUCGUCAAGGGCUGCAUCGGCACAAAAUUCAUCGGAAAGUGGGCCGAUUUGGCAGUGAAGAUUGCGCUGGAAGCAGUCAACACGGUCAUGCUCACUGAGAACGGCCGCACCGAGGUUGACAUCAAGCGCUACGCGAAAGUCGAGAAGAUUCCCGGCGGUUCCAUUGAAGAAUCUCAAAUUCUGCGCGGUGUGAUGGUCAACAAGGACGUUACUCAUGCCAAGAUGCGCCGUCGCAUUGAAAACCCCCGUAUUAUUUUACUCGAUUGCUCUUUGGAAUACAAGAAAGGCGAAUCGCAGACUAACGUAGAGAUUAGUGGCGAAGCCGAUUUUACACGCAUGCUUCAACUCGAAGAAGAACAUGUCCAGAAGCAGUGUGAAGAGAUCAUCGCUCUCAAACCGGACUUAGUAUUCACCGAGAAGGGAAUUAGUGAUUUGGCUCAACACUUUUUGUUGAAAGCCGGUAUCACUGCCAUCAGACGCGUGAGGAAAUCUGAUAACAAUCGAAUUGCUCGUGCAUGCGGCGCAACCGUGGUCAACCGCACUGAAGAACUGCAAGAGUCUGAUGUAGGUUUGGGCUGUGGUUUGUUCGAAGUUAAGAAGCUUGGCGAUGAGUACUUCACAUACAUCACCGAAUGCAAGAAUCCCAAAGCCUGCACGAUUCUAUUGCGCGGUGCAAGCAAGGACAUUCUUAACGAAAUCGAGCGUAACUUGCAGGACGCCCUACAAGUCGCGAGGAAUAUCAUUCUAUCACCGAGGCUGGUACCCGGUGGUGGAGCGAUUGAAAUGGCGUUGUCCCAACAUCUUGUCGCAAAAGCCACACAUGGUCCCUACAGGGCUGUUGCUCAUGCCUUGGAGAUUAUUCCACGUACUCUUGCGCAAAACUGCGGUGCAAAUACAAUCAGAACCCUUACAGCAUUGAGAGCCAAGCACGCCGCGCAUACGGAUGCGACCAAGCCAUGCACUUGGGGCAUCGAUGGCGAAUCCGGAGAGCUAUUAGAACAAAACGAAACAGUCGGCGUUUGGGAACCGCUGGCGGUUAAACUGCAAACUUAUAAAACUGCCGUGGAGACUGCAGUGCUCCUUUUGCGUAUUGAUGAUAUCGUCUCCGGAUCAAAGAAGAAGGGAGGCAAUGAGCCACCGAAACCAUCCGAGAUGGCAGCAAUGCAGGAGUAAUUGUGAAAGAAGAAACGAAUAAAGAACAUAUGCAUUUUUACUACGAGAUCACACUUACGCAUUCACACUCAUUCAUAUUAAAAAAAAAAAAGAUUAUACUAAUGUUACUUUCUUCAUCGCUUACUACUUGUAAUCUAUCAUUAGGUUUUCAUAAUAAAGUUGUAACAAUCUA
This is a messenger RNA of Dalotia coriaria, 1926 nucleotides long. RefSeq names its product chaperonin containing TCP1 subunit 3 (gene CCT3). Gene Ontology annotation, cellular component: chaperonin-containing T-complex. Bases 114 to 1754 code for a protein of 546 amino acids. The transcript has 4 exons. Gene Ontology annotation, molecular function: ATP binding; ATP-dependent protein folding chaperone; ATP hydrolysis activity. Gene Ontology annotation, biological process: protein folding. NCBI's taxonomy places the organism in Eukaryota, Metazoa, Arthropoda, Insecta, Coleoptera, Staphylinidae. The record is from RefSeq and is a predicted model, not a curated record.